Metarhizium robertsii ARSEF 23 is the source of this 999-nucleotide messenger RNA. Its product is annotated as brct domain containing protein. The coding region runs from base 1 to 999 and encodes 332 amino acids. The record is from RefSeq and is a predicted model, not a curated record. The transcript is spliced from 5 exons. NCBI's taxonomy places the organism in Eukaryota, Fungi, Ascomycota, Sordariomycetes, Hypocreales, Clavicipitaceae.
AUGCCGCGCAAUUCAUUCUCAAGCCCAAAGCCCAUCUUCAGAGGCAGGGUUAUAGCUGCAGCCGGUCCUCUCCCAGACAAAAACACAGUAGAAAACUUCAAAAACUGGACCAAGCUACGCAAGGGCGAGUUCAGAACCACUUUCGACGAGAGUGUCACUCACCUUCUCUGCUCCGAGGAACAGUUCAACGCCGAUAAUGCAAUUGUCAAAAAAGCACUCAGGCUCAAGUGCCACAUCGUCCGCUACGAAUGGUUCCUCCUGUCCAUGGGCGGCAGGGAAGCGCGACAGCCCGAACAAGACUACGACCUCCGCGCCAAGUACAACAAGAAGAAGGAAAAGGAGCGAAGAGCGACUAGACUUGAGCGGGGGAAACGACUGGCCGAGCGGUUUAUCGACCCUAACCUUUACCAAAUCUUCGACGAUGACCUGCUAUUCCCGUACAAGGUCGAGUUGACUCGUCUUACGGUCCAUGGCCCAGAGGCAGACCCAGAGAGGGAGCAGCUGGAGAAGUAUACACUCUGCCUCUACAAGUCCAGGGCCAAGCCGCAUCUCUACUGGUUCGCAGCCAAGUAUUCCAAGUCCAAAGGCGACACCCAGCCGCACUACUAUCGCGAGACGGACUUUCCCACCUUGCAGCACACGCAGAUGGACGCGUUUAGAGCCUUUUUCAAACUCAAGACGGGUAUUCCUUGGUCGGAACGAAUCAUUAGACAGGCCACGAUGCCGGCUGAAUAUUUUCAGUACACGGCCCCGACGGGUGGCAAGUCUACCGGACGGGACAAGCUAUGGUCCCGCUACUUUUGCUUCGAGUUGAAUAGGGCGAUAAGGGGGCCAUCCCUGGACGAGAUUGACACGAGUGAGGGCCAGGAACAAGGUGUGCCUGGUACAGAUGGUGAUCAGGAUGGACGUAGUUCUCAGAGCGGCGAUUCUGAAGGGCUGUUCGGCCGUGACAUGGAUAUUGACUCCAAUGAUGCGGAUCGAGACCCUUGUGACAAUUGA